Messenger RNA from Misgurnus anguillicaudatus (oriental weatherfish), 580 nucleotides. It is a transcript of the gene ndufb6, whose product is annotated as NADH:ubiquinone oxidoreductase subunit B. Lineage: Eukaryota; Metazoa; Chordata; Actinopteri; Cypriniformes; Cobitidae. The record is from RefSeq and is a predicted model, not a curated record. Gene Ontology annotation, biological process: mitochondrial electron transport, NADH to ubiquinone; mitochondrial ATP synthesis coupled electron transport. Gene Ontology annotation, cellular component: respiratory chain complex I.
AGUGGAGUUCUUAUGUUCGCGUUGCACUCUGGGAGGUUUGUCCUCUUAGAUGUCAUUGUUGUAAACUCUGCUUUAUUUAAAUAGUAGCAGUAACGCCACGAUGCCUGGAUACACAGCGGAUGAGAAACUCCGCUAUGAGCAGUUGAUUAAGCUUCGGCGACAGUGGCUGAAAGAUCAAGAGCUCAGCUCUCGAGAGCCCGUCACUGCGCCCAAAACACCCGGCCCAAUCGCCCGGUUCUGGGCUGGAUUCCUGGAGCCCAAGACACUCUGGAGGCUAUACACUUUUAAAGCUUAUAAUGCAAGUGUUUUUGCCAUCACGCGCAUUCUGAUUCCAGCAUGGGUUGUGCAUUACUACAUGAAGUACCACGUCGCUAAAAUGCCAUAUGGAAUUGUCGAGUUAAAACCUAGACUGUUUCCAGGAGACACCAUUUUGGAAACGGGUGAAGUUGUCCCAGAUCUUCCUGAAGCAGAGAACCAUGGUCAUCAUUAAAGAUACCAUUUUAUAUUAAAAAAAUAUGAAUCUGCUUAUGUUGUAAAUUGUUUUUCUGUAUAUUAUUGUCAAUAAAGAUUAUUGAUCGUA